Messenger RNA from Trichechus manatus latirostris (Florida manatee), 7247 nucleotides. It is a transcript of the gene ADNP, whose product is annotated as activity dependent neuroprotector homeobox. Bases 2859 to 6167 code for a protein of 1102 amino acids. Lineage: Eukaryota; Metazoa; Chordata; Mammalia; Sirenia; Trichechidae. Gene Ontology annotation, molecular function: DNA binding. Gene Ontology annotation, cellular component: nucleus. The transcript is spliced from 4 exons. Gene Ontology annotation, biological process: regulation of gene expression. The record is from RefSeq and is a predicted model, not a curated record.
UCACAUGUCCAACUCUGUACUAAUUACAGUGUUACGAGGUAGAAUACUCUUACUGGUCAACCUGAGUCAUGUACACUCUGCUGUAAUUGACAGCACACCAGUUGUGGCAGGGACAGUUCCAAGAGGAAGCUGGGCAGGCAAAAACAAGUCUAUUUAUUCUAGUGACGGCGGCUGUUCUGUGUCUAGGCCCUGUCCUCUAGAAGUGAUGGACUGUUGAAGGGGAAGAAUUUGUCUUAUUCAACUCUCUGUUCCUGGCAAAGUGUAGGUGCUCAAAAGUGAUUGAUGAACAGAUGAACAGUGGCACAGUUGAUUUCCAUUAAAUUGGUUAUUUUGUGUUUUUUAUGCCAUGAGCUGAAAGAUUUAGGAUCUAGCUGAAGGGAGCUCUCCUUGGUAUUGACUUACCGAUGCUGACCUGUUGGAAAUGGUCAUCCAGAUAGCCAAGGAGGAUGAAGAGAAAGGGAUUAGCCAUUGAGGGACAAAUUGGGGAAGAAAGUAAGCCCAUCCCUGUAUGUUGGCCUCCUGUGCAGAUUUCUGAUUCAGUGGAGGAAGCCAGAAGUAAUUCUUGUAAAAGUUUUUAAACAAGAAUUAAUAUUAAUGAACCUUAGAGCCAGCUGUUAAUUUGACCUUAGGUUUCUUAACAGCAGAUAAUAGGCUGAGAAGACAUGGACCCUUAAAAGUUCUUUUUCUUAUCACCCAUAAUAAUUCUAACGUAAACUGAUAAAGUUUGCUUGAGACUGUGUCUCAAGGAAUCUUUGGAUUCUCACAGGCAUAGAAAAGCUCAAGAAGUAUACACAAGAAAUGGGUAACAGUGGCCUCUCUGGAGAGGGAGCUGCGUGGCUAGAGGAUAGGAGAGAGCAAGCCUGUUUUACUUACAUUCUUGUACUGUACGCCUGUUUUACCUAAGAAAAGUGUUUAAUUUAAAAAAAAAAAAGCCAGAAUAAUCUUUCAAUGGUCUUGAGGAUGCUAAGAUAUGUGACUGUGUUAUUCUAGCUCCAAAUGGACAAAAUCUUGGAAAUGGCCUCCAUAAACAAAUAUGUGCAGGUCACCUCCAUCAGUGGGAAAAGGGUCAGAUUAUGGAAUUCCCAAGAUCAUUAUAAUCUUAUCUCAGAGCACUCCAUCUUUCAGUGUAAACUUUAAUAUAGGCUCUUCCUAGUUGCUAAGCAUAGAACAAAGAAUUUUUUGCAGCAUUUUCCAAUAAGUAGUAUCCUGAUUUUAUAAGUCUGUUUAAUUCAGCCUAAAUAAGUAAACUCAAAAGACUGACUAUAACUGAAAUACCACUUUUUGCAGAUUUUAAAUUUCUUGCAGCUAAGCUCCCUUAUGGAGCAUACUCACUUUUUCACAACUGCGGUGGAUCAGUUGAGUUCCAGCCAUGCAGUGAGGUGCUUCAUCUGUAGGUCUUUAAAAGUCUUUGUUACCUGUGGGUACGCACUUAGAAUUCCUGGUGUUUUUCGUAGGAGAAUGGGUUUUCCUUUAUCCUGAGUUCCAGCUUAUGACUUCCCAUCAAUAUUUUCUAUAGAUGAGUGGACUCAGUGGUGACUACAUUUCUAAAUCUUUGUGUCUUAUUUUGAUGAGAUGUUAAACUCUUUAUCCAGGAGGCAGGGAAAACUAAGAAUGGCUGCCUUCUGGGCAUAUCUCUGCUUCAGAAGUGAAGUGGGAUUAACUUGGGACAGUUACAAAAGAGCUGCCGAAUUUUGGCUGGCCCACAGAGAGUUUAUGAAAUGAGUAGAGAAACAAGAUGUUGCUUUGCAGACUUGGGUGUCUGUGUGGGCAUCCAUUUUGAUGCCUGAUCUCUUCAGAAUUAGCCUGUAACAUAUUUUUGUUUUCCUGAAACAUCUUCUGUCAGAUAAUCUCUCUAAAAGACCUGGUUUGUGGGAACCGUUUUAUUAAACCGUUGAUUUAAAAUAAAACUUUAAAAAAAACCCAAAAACUAUAGUUAAAAAUCAUCAAAAAGAUGUUUUAAAACAAUUUAGCAAUAAAAUUUCCACAAAGAAUAAUGGAUUUGGCCUUGAGUGCACAUUAAUUAUAUCAGAAGCAACCUCUAAGUCUUACCGGUAUGCAAAUUAUCAGCAUGGCAGAGAGAGUAGAAGAUCCCAGCUAGUGGGAUUUCCGUCUUGAGUCUGAUAACUGUUUUUCAAUGAAAUACAUUUCUCUUUUGGUCCGCAUUAAACUUUGGUACUUACAGGAUAGUUUGAGACUUCUAAGGUCUAGUAAUACAUGCGGAUUCAGAAUUUCCGGGAUGUAUUGUUUGUUUUGGUAGGUUUCACUCUUACUUCCCCCUCUACUUUUCCUUUUCUGUAGUUAACAUUGAUUUUUUUUUUUUUUUUGAUUGGAAUAAUAAAAGAGGUAAUGAGAUUUUAUUAUGUUUGGGCAGUUAGAUAACUUGACCUUAUGAUAGUGGUUUACAAAUUGUAGUGGAGUUAGUGGAACAGCCAUUAUUGGUUAGAAAGCCAGGUUUGCAUGCAUUAAAUUUUAAUACCUGGUGCUUUGGCUUUUGUUUUUGGUUUUUAAACCUACUUUAUGUCCUGCAAAAAUAAUGUUGAAUUUGGAUUUAAACUGCAUGAUAAUUUCUUAACAUAUUUAAAGGAAGCAUUUAUGGAUCAGUUGGCAGCAGUACAAAUUCUCAGCUGCCCAAGUUUUACUAAUUUUAUUUUCUUAUUAAACACAAACUUGUUUGUAAAGAACUUGGGAAAGUGGAUCUAAAUUUGAAUUCCCUUACACGUGUAGGCUUUUCAUUUUUCAAAAGAAUCCCUCACUUACCUUUUUAUUUUAAUGAAGUCUCUAACAGUUGUUACCAUUUGCUCUGAUGCCAGUUGCCCAGUUUUCUCCUGCUCGGCAUUCAUUCCAUGACCAGAUAAACUAUGUUCCAACUUCCUGUCAACAAUCUUGGCAGUUUAAGAAAAGCCCGGAAAACUGUGAAAAAAAUACUUAGUGACAUUGGGUUGGAAUACUGUAAAGAACAUAUAGAAGAUUUUAAACAGUUUGAACCUAAUGACUUUUAUUUGAAAAACACUACAUGGGAGGAUGUAGGACUAUGGGACCCUUCACUUACAAAAAACCAGGACUAUCGGACAAAACCUUUUUGCUGCAGCGCUUGUCCAUUUUCCUCAAAAUUCUUCUCUGCCUACAAAAGUCAUUUCCGGAAUGUCCAUAGUGAAGACUUUGAAAAUAGGAUUCUUCUUAAUUGCCCCUACUGUACCUUCAACGCAGACAAAAAGACUUUGGAAACACACAUUAAAAUAUUUCAUGCUCCAAAUGCCAGCGCACCAAGUAGCAGCCUCAGCACUUUCAAAGAUAAAAACAAAAAUGAUGGCCUUAAACCUAAGCAGGCUGACAGUGUAGAGCAAGCUGUUUAUUACUGUAAGAAGUGCACUUACCGAGAUCCUCUUUAUGAAAUAGUUAGGAAGCACAUUUACAGGGAACAUUUUCAGCAUGUGGCAGCACCUUACAUAGCAAAGGCAGGUGAAAAAUCACUCAACGGUGCAGUCCCCUUAGGCUCAAAUACCCGGGAAGAGUGCAGUAUACACUGCAAGCGAUGCCUUUUCAUGCCGAAGUCCUACGAAGCUUUGGUACAACAUGUCAUCGAAGACCAUGAACGCAUAGGCUAUCAGGUCACUGCCAUGAUUGGGCACACGAAUGUGGUGGUUCCCCGAUCCAAACCCUUGAUGCUAAUUGCUCCCAAACCUCAAGAGAAGAAGGGCAUGGGACUCCCACCAAGAAUUGGUUCCCUUGCUUCUGGAAAUGUCCGAUCUUUACCGUCACAGCAGAUGGUGAAUCGACUCUCAAUACCAAAGCCUAACUUAAAUUCUACAGGAGUCAACAUGAUGUCCAAUGUUCACCUACAGCAGAACAACUAUGGAGUCAAAUCUGUAGGCCAGGGCUAUGGCGUUGGCCAGUCAAUGAGACUGGGUCUAGGUGGCAAUGCACCAGUUUCCAUUCCUCAGCAGUCUCAGUCUGUGAAGCAGUUACUUCCCAGUGGAAAUGGAAGGUCUUAUGGGCUUGGGUCAGAGCAGAGGUCCCAGGCACCAGCAAGAUACUCCCUUCAGUCUGCUAAUGCCUCUUCUCUCUCAUCAGGCCAGUUAAAGUCUCCUUCCCUCUCCCAGUCACAGGCAUCCAGAGUGUUAGGUCAGUCCAGUUCCAAACCUACUGCAGCUGCCACAGGCCCUCCGCCAGCCAAUACUUCCUCAACCCAAAAAUGGAAAAUAUGUACAAUCUGCAAUGAGCUUUUUCCUGAAAAUGUCUAUAGUGUGCACUUCGAAAAAGAACAUAAAGCUGAGAAGGUCCCAGCAGUAGCCAACUACAUUAUGAAAAUACAUAAUUUUACUAGCAAAUGCCUCUACUGUAAUCGCUACUUGCCCACAGAUACCCUGCUCAACCAUAUGUUAAUUCACGGGCUGUCUUGUCCGUAUUGCCGUUCAACUUUCAACGACGUGGAGAAGAUGGCAGCGCACAUGCGAAUGGUCCAUAUUGAUGAAGAGAUGGGACCUAAGACAGAUUCUACUUUGAGUUUUGAUUUGACAUUGCAGCAGGGUAGUCACACUAACAUCCAUCUCCUUGUAACUACAUACAACCUGAGAGAUGCCCCAGCUGAAUCUGUUGCUUACCAUGCCCAAAAUACUCCUCCAGUCCCUCCAAAGCCACAGCCAAAAGUCCAGGAAAAGGCAGAUACUCCUGUCAAAAGUUCACCUCAAGCUGCAGUGCCCUAUAAAAAAGAUGUUGGGAAAACCCUUUGCCCGCUCUGCUUUUCAAUCCUAAAAGGACCCAUAUCUGAUGCACUUGCACAUCAUUUACGAGAGAGACACCAAGUUAUUCAGACGGUUCAUCCGGUUGAGAAGAAGCUCACCUACAAAUGCAUCCAUUGCCUUGGUGUGUACACAAGCAACAUGACCGCCUCGACUAUCACACUGCAUCUAGUUCACUGCAGGGGUGUUGGAAAAACCCAAAAUGGCCAGGAUAAGACCAAUGCACCCUCUCGGCUUAAUCAGUCUCCAGGCCUGGCGCCUGUGAAGCGCACUUACGAGCAAAUGGAGUUUCCUCUGCUGAAAAAGCGAAAGCUAGAUGAGGAUGUCGAUUCACCUGCCUUUGAAGAGAAGCCUGAAGAGCCCGUUGUUUUAGCUUUAGACCCAAAGGGUCAUGAAGAUGAUUCCUAUGAGGCCAGGAAAAGCUUUCUAACAAAGUAUUUCAACAAACAGCCCUAUCCCACUAGGAGAGAAAUUGAGAAGUUGGCGGCCAGUUUAUGGUUGUGGAAGAGUGACAUUGCUUCCCAUUUUAGCAACAAAAGGAAGAAGUGUGUCCGAGAUUGUGAAAAGUACAAGCCUGGUGUGUUGCUGGGCUUUAACAUGAAAGAAUUAAAUAAAGUCAAGCAUGAGAUGGAUUUUGAUGCCGAGUGGCUGUUUGAAAAUCAUGAUGAGAAAGAUUCCAGAGUCAAUGCUAGUAAAACUGCUGACAAAAAGCUCAACCUUGGGAAGGAAGAUGAUAGUUCUUCAGACAGUUUUGAAAAUUUAGAAGAAGAAUCCAAUGGAAGUGGUAGCCCUUUUGACCCCGUUUUUGAAGUUGAGCCUAAACUCCCUAAUGAUAACCCAGAGGAACACAUACCGAAGGUAAUUCCUGAGGAGGAUUUAGAAGCUGAGGAGAAGCUAGACCAAAAAGAGGAGAAUAGUUCAAAAUACGAAACUAUUCAUUUGACUGAGGAACCAACUAAACUAAUGCAUGAUGCUUCUGAUAGUGAGGUUGAUCAGGAUGAUGUUGUUGAGUGGAAAGACGGGGCUUCUCCAUUUGAGAGCGGGCCUGGAUCCCAACAAGUGUCGGACUUUGAGGACAACACAUGCGAAAUGAAACCAGGCACCUGGUCUGAUGAGUCUUCCCAGAGUGAAGACGCGAGGAGCAGUAAGCCAGCUGCCCAAAAAAAGGCUACCAUGCAAGGUGACGGAGAGCAGUUAAAAUGGAAGAAUAGUUCCUAUGGAAAAGUUGAGGGGUUUUGGUCCAAGGACCAGUCACAGUGGAAAAAUGCAUCUGAAAAUGAUGAGCGCUUAUCCAACCCACAGAUUGAGUGGCAGAAUAGCACAAUUGACAGUGAGGAUGGGGAGCAGUUUGACAACAUGACGGAUGGGGUAGCUGAGCCGAUGCAUGGCAGCUUAACCGGAGUCAAACUGAGCAGCCAGCAGGCCUAGGUGCCAGGUGCCCCAGCAUCAGAGACAUGCUGCCAGCUGGGGUUCUGUUCUCCCUUCCGUCUGACUGCAGAGCUUAUAUUCUAACUGGUACUGCCUUUUGAGUGCUGGGUCAUAAGGCUUGUGUGGACAUGUGGCCGCUGCAAUCGCGGUGGUUAUUUCUGAAUAUGUGACACAUUGUUGGCUGAUCUUGCUUCAGACCUGCUGUGACAAACACAGUGACUAAAUGUGAAAAACCAAUAAGCUGGUGGCUCACGAACGCACAUGAAGAAAAGCAGAGGUUUAUUUUAUCUGCCUUUUCAACAUUUCUUUUCCUCUGUAAAUGUAUGGUUGGAUGUCUUUGAGAAGCCCCCGAUUCACAUGGUAGUGUAGGGCCAACAUACAAGCUACCAGUUCAACGUGUAUAGUAGACUUUGGGAAAAAUCGAUUUUUUUCUUCAUGUAUUCAUUCUGAAUAGUUGAGAUGUAUAUUUGUACAGUCUUUUAGACCUCUUCAAGUGAUGCUUAUGAUAUUGUUAUUGUGUACCCAUCAUAGAUUUGUUUCUUUUUUUAGUGUUGCCCUUGCUGUGUAAUAAACGCUAUAUCUAGUUUAUCUAGCAGAAGCUUGAAACUACGCUAGUAUGGACUUUUGGACAGACUUAGUUUUUGCACAUAACCUUGUACAAUCUUGCAGCAGAGGCCAGCCACAUAAAGUAUAUAUCUGGACUCUCUUGUAUUAUAGAAUUUUUCUUGUUCUGAAUAUCCUUGACAUUACAGCUGACAAAAAAAAAAACAAAAACCACCGGUAUUUCAGAUCUGUUUUCUGAAAUCUUUUAAGCUAAAAUCACAUGCAAGAAUUGACGACUUUGCAGUCACUAAUUUUGACACCUUUUAGAUCUGUAUAAAACUGUGUUGUGUUAAAGCAGCAAACAAAUGAGUGCUGCAUUUUGGAUAUUUAGUUUUAUCUUUAGUUAAACACCACCUUGGUGUAUUCAUUUAUACCAUCUAAUAUAUGACACACUGUUGUAGUAUGUAUAAUUUUGUGAUCUUUAUUUCCCUUUGUAUUCAUUUUAAGCAUCUAAAUAAAUUGCUGUAUUGUGCUUAA